Messenger RNA from Cylicostephanus goldi, 291 nucleotides. The record is from the annotation of a GenBank genome assembly. NCBI's taxonomy places the organism in Eukaryota, Metazoa, Nematoda, Chromadorea, Rhabditida, Strongylidae.
UACCCGAUUGCCGAUCACUACUUCCUAUUCACUCUGCUUGACACAGCCAUCUGUACGCUUUUUCCCGCAAUACUCAUUAUGUUCGUAAAUUCCUUGUCGAUCUAUCGCUAUCGACAAUGUAUGAGAAUUUACUCAUCGGGUGUACUACGAGUACGAUUUGAUCGUGUUUCUAUAAAUGGAAUUUUAGGAGGAAACAACGGCAAAGAAAUUGUUGCUCAGUCAGACGCAUACAAAUACGCAUAUGUCGACACAGUCGAACCGCUCAGCAUGUGGAAAAUUGCGAUCAUCUGA